Molecule: messenger RNA, 1182 nt
Organism: Fusarium vanettenii 77-13-4
Lineage: Eukaryota; Fungi; Ascomycota; Sordariomycetes; Hypocreales; Nectriaceae
Exons: 4
Coding region: 1-1182 (393 amino acids)
Cellular component (GO): RNA polymerase II transcription regulator complex
Molecular function (GO): DNA-binding transcription activator activity, RNA polymerase II-specific; transcription cis-regulatory region binding
Source: RefSeq, a predicted model, not a curated record
AUGGCUUCCACAAGGUCGUCGACGAAUAAACAUGAGCCCACGUCACCUGACCUGGACAAGAACCAGAAGAGGAAACUCCGUAACCGUCUCUCCCAGCGCGCCUUUCGUCGAAGACAAGCCGAGUAUCUCAGAGAUCUAAGAAACCGAGCCGAAGCCUCGCAGAAGCCAGACAAUGAGAGAGUCGCCGAGCUCGAAGAUGAGAACGGCCGUCUACGCGCUCACAUCACCGAGCUACAGUCGCGGUUGGAGGGUGUACAGGUCACGCUUCAGAUGAUAGCUUCAUCAUCUUCCAAAAUCCUUGGUCGAUCUAAGAGUUCUCUGCCUCGCCAAUCACGGAUAGAAGACAGAGACUCGAAGCAGGAAGACAAUGAGGCACCAAGGGAUGACUCCAUUACUGCUAAUGAAGCACAGUCUGAAGCAAACCUCUGGCCACCCUUUUCCUCUGCUGCCCUCGAAGCUAUCCAAAUCCCCGACCUAUCCUUUCCAACCAACGUCGAUUCUACCAUAGAAAUCCUAGCCAGUGGCGCUGUUCAAGCGAGAUCCAGUCUUGUCCGCGACGUCAUGGACAGCGUAGACCCGAUCGACCCGAACCUAUCCAAGUCUCCUCUACAGCUACAGAGAACGCGGAGUGUCUGGAACUUCAACUAUCAGAUGGGGAACCAGGCAUAUAUCGAUGCUAUCGAGUCUUGUGCGUCCUCCAAACCCACGAGCGGCUUGAGAUGGAUUGAUUCCAACUCGCCAAUCUUGGACCACAGGCAGAUCUUGAGGAGACUGUUGCUGACCGAGCUGAAGCCGAUGAUUCGCGAUAACCGAUCUUUCCAGGCGCUCUACCAGUCUGUCUCUGCUGUGCUGGCCAUGUUCAACAGCGUCACUCGCCCCGGUGUCAUGAACUGCUCUUCAACAAGGCGAAGGCAUAGACAACAUGGCAUCCCUCCCAGCACCCGACAUCAAGACACUCUUCUCAUCCCCCGAGUGCGCGUACCUCAAGAUGAACUGCGGAGCCAGAUGAACUGUGGAGCCUUUUACUACAAGAUCGGUCCCGUUUUCUUCAGCAAGUACCCCCGAGCUGUGGGAUCCAUCCGACGAAAUAGUGGCCUCGGGGGUACCCCUGAAGCCGGGGACGCAGACGACGUUGGCGAACCCCAACUAUGUCGAUGCCAUGACAGUUGCGACAUAUUGUAG